This is a messenger RNA of Larimichthys crocea (large yellow croaker), 3383 nucleotides long. RefSeq names its product regulator of microtubule dynamics 2 (gene rmdn2). Gene Ontology annotation, cellular component: spindle microtubule; mitotic spindle pole; cytoplasm. The transcript is spliced from 11 exons. The record is from RefSeq and is a predicted model, not a curated record. Gene Ontology annotation, molecular function: microtubule binding. NCBI's taxonomy places the organism in Eukaryota, Metazoa, Chordata, Actinopteri, Sciaenidae. Bases 230 to 1459 code for a protein of 409 amino acids.
AAAUUAGGUCAAGGGUGUGGAAUUCCCACGAGAAACCGAGUUGUGCUGGGGAUUUAUCUGCGUCAAACUUAGUAACAAAAAGUCAAUCCGUAUUGUGAGAUUGACGUAGGAAAAGCCGGAACCCUUUCUGUGUGGCGCUUGAGCUUCGCACGGUAUGUUUUGACUGUUACACCAGUGAGCUGUCAAGCCAGCAGCAGUGUCCCGGUUCUCCUGAGCAGCAGCCUGCAGGAUGGCCCAGGCAGACAGCAAGCUGCUGGUUCUGGGAGCACUGGCUGGAGUGGCUGGCAUCAGUUUGGCUGUGGUGUGUUACCAGGGCUUUAAGUCAAGACGGAGGAACUCUGAGCCGGGGUACUACAUCACCCGCGCCAAUGAACAGAGGACUAGCGUCAUGUUGGUUGAUGGUCCAGGUCUGCCAGGGGGUCAGACUGAGGUGCUGGAGCGCCUUGAGGCUCUGAUCAAGUGUGUGUCCGAGCUGAAGGAUGAGAUGAAGUCGUUGAAGAAUGCUCUGCCGACACUGCAGGACCAUGUCAGGGAAGAGCUGAGGGGGCAUGAUGAGACGCGCCGAGUCAGCCCUCUCCACAGGACCACACCGACGCGAAGGAAAAGGGCUGCAGGCACCCUGACUGGAGCCAGAGCUGGGGGUCGGAGUUCAGAGGAAGCAGAGAGCGAAGGAGGGUAUAUGACUGCACUAACAGACUCUGAGGAGGAAGAGCUAAGCGAUGCAGAACAGAGGGAUGAAGAGCAACCUGCAGACAAGUUAUGUGACCUCCUUCAGAGGAUCGACUGUCUGCAUCAGGGUACUGAAUCUGACAAAAAGGAAAGUCUCACCGUCCUUUUGGAGCAGAGAGAGGAGUUUGGACAGGAUUCACCAUUUCUUUGGCGGCUAAUCCGAGCUUACUGUGAUGUCCAUGAUGUCAGUUCCACUCUGGAGGAGAAAAAGACCCACGCAGAAAGCGGGAAGAGAGUUGGCGAGGAGGCGGUGGGCCUCAACCCUAUGUGUGCUGAGAGUCAUCAGUGGUAUGCCAUCAUGUGUGGAAUUAUGGCAGAAUAUGACACUGUGCAGAACAAGAUAAAGAACGGAUACAUCUUUAAGGAUCAUCUGGAUAAAGCCAUCGAGCUGAAGCCACAAGACCCCAUGUCCUACUACCUGCUGGGACGCUGGUGCUACGCUGUGGCUCAGUUAUCAUGGAUUGAGAGGAAAGUUGCUGCAACAUUAUUUGGAGAGCCUCCAAGUGCCACAGUCGAAGAUGCGCUGAAGAAUUUUCUCAAGGUUGAGGAGAUCCAACCAGGAUAUUCCAAACUCAACUAUGUGUUUCUAGCUAAGUGCUACAAAGACCUGGGCCAGAGGGAAAAGGCAAGAAAGAUGUGUGAAGCUGCUUGUUCAAUGAACGCUGUGUCCAAAGAGGAUGAAGAGGCACAAAAAGAGCUGAACUUACUCUGCCCAGUGCUCGGAGUGUGACGGCAGCAGUAGCACAUUCUUUUGGAAAUGUAUUUUCCGCGUGCUGUGUGUGUGUGUGUGCGUGUGUGGGUGAAUAUCGUGUGUAUUGAGAGGCCAUCAUGUUAAUUCACUCUGUGAGUGGAGGAAGGUGUGCCGUGGCAUUAUAUCAUUAGUGGGAGCAAUACACGACAGUCAGUCUUGUCCUGUGUAGUUUUAAAUUAGACUUGUACUCUAAUAGUGGAAAAGAAAAACUUUUCAUACCUGGUUGUAUCAAAUCAGUGAGAUUAGUGUUUCUUCUCUCAAAUAAUCAGGUCUAUUGCCAUCAAGUCUAUGUGGUGGAUUUUUAUUGAUUUCAAAUAUUUUAAAUAGAUUUUAAAUAUUAAAAGAAUUGGGUUAAUCAUAAAUAUAUAUUCCCAGUCAAUCCAUGUAUAGCAGACAUUCCCACAGAGGUCUGAUAGCUCUGUCACCCCAGUGUGUUUCAAGGAUACCAAGUUACCUUGACAACAAAGUCACCUUUGAGGAAAGUGACCCACAGGACUUGUUGUUCCUUCCUGUUCCGUCCUGUUUUUUUGUUUGGUUUUUUUUGUUGUGUCUCCUACCACACAUUGAAAAGGCAGUAACAAAAGCACAUCAGACAAAGACGCACCCAAACAAAGAUCUUGGAAUGCUGUGACGACUGGACGACCGCUGGCCCUCUUCGCUCUGCCGUCAUUCAGACGAGCGUUAGCGCUCCACCGCAACAUUUACGUGCAGACUUUAUCAAAUGGUUUGAUCAUAGAUGGAUUGUGUACUUUUAAUGCGAUCUGAUGAACUGUGGUUGUUGACUUUGGCAUCUGUCCAGUGACGAUAUUUAUUCACCUCCUGUUACUCAGCUCCUGCAACAAUAAUUUAUCUCCGGUAUACCCGUAAUUCAUUUCUUAUUCCUGUCAUUGUGCAAAGCCGCCACUUUUAAACAUUCACAUGGAGUUCUGACUUGCUCACAUUUUAUUGGUCUUAUUUUAUUUUUUAAUAUGUGCAAACUAUAAUCAAUUUAAUUGAGACAUCUGUUUGAUUAUGAGCUUAAUCCUAAGCACAACACUCAAGUUAAAAAAAAUUGAGUGUUUAUAGAAGGCUCCUCUUACACUGCAUAUAUACAACACCUAAUUAUCCUAGUUAAGGUUCAAUUAAAGUUUUACUCAGAUUUCAAUUAAUGUUAAAAAAAACCCUGGUUAAAUCAUCAGGGCCCACAAUUUUUCCUUUUUCAUACAAACAGUAACAAAAGAUCAUCAUCAUCAUCAUCAUCAGUACAAGUUUAGACAAAUAACACAAUGAGAUUGUUAAAAAAUGACCGUACUGUGUGCAUGUAAAUGGAGUCAUUGAGAGGAAACUGGAGAGCAAGCUGUGUUUUUUUCGUCAUCUGUAUUUCUCUCUGGAACAGAAAGCUUGGACCAGUGGCCCUCUAUUAAGAUUGUAAUGAAUGUAGCAGAGGGAGCAGACCUGUUGCUUUGGCUUGAUGUGAUGGUCCAUACACUGACUGCAUUCCAGGUUAAAUAACGCCACCAAAAUGUGAUCUGAGCGGACUGAAGUCAUGUUUAAAUGUCUAAUUUUAAUACUGUCUUAUGGAUUCCUAAUUAUUUUACAGAUGAGGAUUUCGUUUUGUUUACUCUUGAGGUUUGUUUUAGAAGAACUUGUGGAUUUAGAGUCUCAUAACUUUAAUUAAAUUUAAUGUUAAGCUAUGUGAAUUAUGAAAAUUACAAAAGAGUUGUUUUUAUGUCGAUUUACAGAUUUUUCUACCGGCACUACGAAUGUAUUUGAUUUUUUUUUCAAAUGCCAAAGCAAGUCCAUUAUUCCUCAAGGUUACAUAAAUGAUGAAACACUACAUAGAGAUGAUACUGUACUGUAUAUAGGCAGUGUGCACUGAAUGACUUAAUGGUACUGGAGUCUAUAAUUAAAUCUGUGCAAUUGA